GGAACACGGCCACACAGGUAGCUGAAGACACUCAUCGUCUCCCACGGCGGCAGCUCCUAGGCUCCGAAACCAUUCUUGGACACCUGCUCUACCUUACCGGCAGGAAUUCUGGGAUUCCUCACCUCUGAGCCAACACCUGGAUCCCGCCUUUGGCACCAGGCCUAGGACCCAUCCUUCCCUUUUGUGCCUGGUCCCCCCCAGUGGCUGCUGUCCCGGGCCAUGGCCCACAGGCGGGGCCUGGGGCCUGGGCAGCUGCAAGCUGUGGCCGCCUUACUCUUCCUUGGACUAAUCCGGCUGGGAAUGGCACAAUGCGGCACAGUCUUCCAGCCCCGCAUCACAGGAGGCAACAACGCGGCCCCUGGCCAGUGGCCCUGGCAGGUCAGCAUCAUCUACGUCCAAGAGCACGUGUGCGGCGGCUCUCUCGUGUCUGAGGAGUGGGUGCUGUCGGCUGCUCACUGCUUCCCCAGUGACCACCACAAGGAAGACUACGAGGUGCGCCUGGGCGCCCACCAGCUGGAGUCCUUCACUGCAGAUGAUAUGGUCCGCAAUGUGGCCGAGAUCAUCUCCUACCCCACCUACCGGGAGGAGGGCUCCGAGGGCGACAUCGCACUCGUCCGCCUCAGCAGCCCCGUCCCUUUCUCCCGCUCCAUCAGGCCCAUCUGCCUCCCUGCAGCCAACGCUUCCUUCCCCAAUGGCCUCAAAUGCACAGUCACUGGCUGGGGCCAUGUGGCGCCCUCAGUGAGCCUUUCGGCCCCCAAGACGUUACAGCAACUCGAGGUGCCACUGAUCAGCCGCGAGACCUGCAACUGCCUGUACAACAUCGACGCCAAGCCCGAGGAGCCACACACCAUCCAGCGGGACAUGGUGUGCGCCGGCUACGUGCCGGGCGGCAAGGAUGCCUGCCAGGGUGACUCGGGGGGCCCGCUCUCCUGCCCUGUGGAGGAUGUCUGGUACCUGGCGGGCAUCGUGAGCUGGGGCGAUGCCUGCGGGGCCCCCAACAGACCAGGUGUGUAUACUCUGACUUCCAGCUACGCCUCCUGGAUCCAAGAGCAAGUAACACAACUCAAGACUCAUGUCGUGCCCCAAACGCAGGAGUCCCAGCCCGACGGGUACCUCUGCAGCAAGUCUCUGGCCUUCAACUGCGGCCCCGGGCAGGGCUUGCUGCGGCCCAUCCUGCUGCUGCCGCUGAGCCUGGCCCUGGGGCCUCUCCUGCUCUCGGUGCAAGCGCUGAGCUAUGGGCUCUGGAACUGAUCCCAUGUCCGGGCCCACUCACCACGCCCAAGGAUGUACCUUUUGGGCCUGGGGCACUCUGCGGAGGGUCGGGGCACCGCCCUGGUUUUUGAGCCCAUUCUCCCAGAUCGGCUCUUUCGAACUGUACACAGAGUCAAGGGUUUCACGGCCUGUGGCACUGGUCAGGACCACCGGCGGCCUCCACUAGCGUCGGCAGCUGACUGGUUGGGCUCCUAGGGAGCCGAAAGGACCUUCAGCUCCAAACGCAGGCCCCAGCUCCCACCUGCCUCCUCAGGGCCGCGCAGCUGCCUGGCCCGCAGCUGCUGAGAGCCUGGCUCCGAGCCCCCUGCCCUGCCUGAUGAGCCGUCUCUAGGCCCCCGUCCCCUGGGCUUGCCCGCCUUGGCGAUGGGACAGGCCUCGGUCCUGCCCCACUGGCCACCAAGGCCCCUUGAUUUCUGACUCCCAGCAUCCGGAGGACUGAGCCCCCGCCGGGACUCAGCUGGGGGCUCGGACGGGGGCGGGGACUAAGAGCUCGAGAAGGAGUGAAAUGUUCUGAGCACAGCUGGCUGGCGAAAUGAAACGCAGAACGCCAGCUCUUGGUCUGUCCCUCCCACCUCUGCAGUGCUGCGCCACCAGCACAAUUUACUUUAUUAAAAAAUGACAAAGGA
This is a messenger RNA of Chinchilla lanigera (long-tailed chinchilla), 1898 nucleotides long. RefSeq names its product protease, serine, 8 (gene Prss8). The record is from RefSeq and is a predicted model, not a curated record. The transcript has 5 exons. Lineage: Eukaryota; Metazoa; Chordata; Mammalia; Rodentia; Chinchillidae. Gene Ontology annotation, biological process: positive regulation of sodium ion transport; proteolysis. The coding region runs from base 220 to 1251 and encodes 343 amino acids. Gene Ontology annotation, molecular function: sodium channel regulator activity; serine-type endopeptidase activity.